CCAGAGAGGAGUAGUGGAUAUUGCAAAGCCAAUUAUAGAAGAAGAAAUUGCCAAGAACGUAGACAUCAAAGUCCUUUCUUCAGCCAGCACAAAUGGCUUUUGGGUUGCAGACUUUGGCUGCUCAACUGGCCACAACUCUUUUCCAGCCAUGCAAAGCUAUCUACCAAAAACAUGCUGCUUCCUCAGGACUCAUCACUCCCAAAGUCCCUAAAUUUUUCGUGGUCUUUAACGAUGUUAUCACCAAUGAUUUCAAUACCCUUUUCAGUUCCCUUCCACCUCAUAGGAAUUACAAUGCUGUCGGGGUUCCUGGGGACUUCCACGCCCGCCUCUUGCCAGAAUCGUCCUUCCUCUUUGCUUACUCUUCUUGGGCACUCCAGUGGCUUACGCAGGUGCCAAAGGUGGUCGGAGAAAGUGGUUCUCCAGCUUGGAACAAAGGUGAAAUUCUGUACACAAUAGUCAGAGGAAGUUUGUGAAGCCUAUUUGAAUCAGUACGCUAAGGAUAUUGAGGCAUUCUUGGACGCUAGAGAAGUGGAGAUGAUGAGUGGAGGGCUAAUGACCCUUCUAAUUCCUGCAGUUCCUCCUUUUUCGGAAUCCUGAUACAGAAUACACUAUCCCUUCUGAUAUCAACCUUUUGGGAUCUUGCCUUGUGGACAUGGCCAAGAAGGUAACUACUUCAAUAACAAUGUUGUUGCUUAUUUCCUUUCGGUUGUAAAAUUGGGGAAAAUUGCAUUUUUCGUCUCAUAUUUAGAGACUUUUCUAAUUUAGGCCCAUUUAUUAAGAUUUUUUAAUAUUGCAUCCCAUAAGUUAGAAAUUUUCUCAUUUUUAGUUCUCACGUGAACUUUCCGUCCAAUAAUUAAUGUAGAAGUCACGAGGUUGUUAGUUCAAAUACAUGAUGGACUAAUGGUCCCGUGACUUCUCCUUUAAUUAUUUGAUGGAAAAGUCAGGUUAGAACUUAAAAUGAAAAAGUUU
Messenger RNA from Sesamum indicum (sesame), 969 nucleotides. The record is from RefSeq and is a predicted model, not a curated record. NCBI's taxonomy places the organism in Eukaryota, Viridiplantae, Streptophyta, Magnoliopsida, Lamiales, Pedaliaceae.